AUGACAACCUUAUUCCCUUUGGCUCCACUACCCUUGAUGGGGGAACGGACACUCUCGUCGAAACCAAACUUACCAAAUGUGGAACCUCGAUUUGUCCUUCCACCGUUGGACGAUCAUAUCUCUGGUCCUGAGCGACUCAUGGGUAGUUUAAGAGGGACAUCAAGAUAUGAUCUGCAAGAUCUAGACAUACCUCUUACACCUACCAAAUGUGCUAAAGACGUCGGAUCAGUACUUCCUGCAGGAACGAUUGAAGAGGAUGGAGAUAUAUGGCGAAAAGCGAUCGAACAACCUGAAGCUGGACCUAGUAGAUACAAGACAUUCGAGCCUGUGAGAACAUGGAAUUAUCACCAAUCAGCUUCCCAUGGUAGAACCGAACGUACCCCUUUCUUGUCUGAGAAAUCGACGUUCACUUUCGAUGCCUUGAUAACAUCGUUAGAGCCCCCAAUCGCACUGCCUAAACUAAGCAAGUCUGCUGGAACUACACCUGUAAACGAUUCCAGAAUGUUAUUGGAAAUAAUGAUGCGCUCCACACUGGGUACCGUCACCACUGAACGUCUCAAAUGGAGUACUAAAAAAGCCAAGUAUACUUGGAUUGAAGAAGGUGGUAGAUCCGCAGGCGUCGAAAGGAAGACUUCAUUGUCUAUGAUGGAAAGGUUCCUGGAUAUCGGAACUUCUAUCAGAAGAUUAGAGAUAAUUGUUGAUUCUCAGAGCAUCCUACCAUUGACACCAACCCAUCACGCACUUUUACAUGCUCUUUCAACCUACCUGACGUUCAUCAAACAACGUCUGACUUCUGCUGUGGAAGAAAGUCUAGCCGAGUCACAGGCAGGCUGGAUAAAGUGGAUAGGAGCAACCAAAGAUGUCCGAGAACUAGGAGAGAUAUUAUGUGAAGUCAUGUGUUGGCCUUUAUCGACUUCAGAAGCUUCAUCUCUUCCCUCAAGAGCACCUUCUCUCCUAAGUCAUCUAUAUUUCCACCUAUUAGCUUCCCUAUCGACAUCGACAUCUCAGCAAACUCCUUUAUCACUUGCAUUAGCCUUUUUAUUCAGUAAAUCAAUUCGACCAUUCCUUACUUUACUUCAUUCUUGGGUAGGAGUAUCGAAUUCUGCUGUACAAGAUGAAGACAUAGAUUCGAACUCUCAACCUUGGUCCGAUUUGGGUAUAACGCGUUCUUCGUCACCUGGAAGUGAUACUUGGCAAUACAGCUUUUCUUCGAAGAAAAUGCCUAGUUUUAUACCUAAAUCGGAUAGGAAAACACUAUUCGAAGCUGGAAAAAACUUGAGGUUACUUAGAGAAGCUUCAGCUGGCGGUCAUCCUCUUUGUUCAGGCGAAUGGGGAUUGAAAGCUGAAUUGAACUGGAGUGACGGUUCAUCGGACACGUCAAACGAGAUGAAAUCUCACGCUCGAAGAGUACAGAAAAAGGUCGAUCAUUGGCGAAAUAUCAACAGAGAACGUGCGAGACCAUUAUCAGGUUCAGCAUCUUCUCCAAAAUUGAGAUUAUCUCUUGGUCGCGGGAAAGAACGGAAACGAAUACCUAUCGAAUUCUCAUCUCCCCCUUCACUUUCGCUUGACCUCCAAGAGGCGCACAGAGCAGAGACUAUUACUGGAGAGACGAUACUAGAGAGUGGUGUACCUGAACUCGACAUCCUCUGGAGCCUGUUCAACGAAUCUCCCGGAACACAUCUCAAUCCCACCACGAGACCCGAUGAGGCGUCUCAUCUAUGGGCACCAACUCCACUUGAAGAAUUACAUUCUUUCCUAUCUCUGCAUUCGAAACAACCACUCUUGCCACAUGACAGUCCCACUCUGCCCAUAUUCGUUUCCACGCAUUUACUGUCGUCUCUGUUGAGUCACUCGAGGUUGGUGUCAACUUCACUUGUGUCGCUUUACCUUGAUGAUUUACGUUUCCUUGAUCAUUUGGAUAUACUCCAUUCAUACUGGUUAGGAGGGGAUGUCUCAUUCAUUGAAAGAGCUUCAUCAGCUCUGUUUGGUAAAGAUUCAGCGGGAGCAGGCGAAGCUUUAGGAUUGGGUAGAAGAGCAAGGACUCGUGCUAGAUUAGGGUUAUCGAAUGAUAAUCAAGGCAUGGGAGGUGAAUUGCCAGAAGGAGAAUGGGGCAUCGGAUUAGGUUUAGGUUUAAGUGAAAGAUCGAAAUGGCCACCUGGUGGUUCGGAAUUGGCUUAUGCUUUGCGUACAACUCUACUUGAACAAGGUAACAAGGUCGACAAGGGUCCCGUGUGGGAAGGUGUCGAAGAUAGAGUAAGUUUCGCUAUCAAACAAUUAGAUGAGGAUGAUAAAGGUAGACGAGCAAAAUGGUUAGAUCCACAAGCCAUCGAAGCACUGGAUUUCUUAUAUUUAUCGUAUUCACCUCCGCCAUCGAUUUCAAAUCUCUUACCACCUUCAUUACUGCAAAAAUACCAACAUAUCCAUAAUCUCUUGCUAAGACUAUCUCGAUGUCAAGUGGUCCUUCGAUCGAUGUAUUGGAACGUUCUCCAUCAAUCCGAAUGGAUCGAUGAACCACGGAAAUCAGGUGUGGAUUCAGGUCACAAUAAGAUGACAUCACGCGGAACUCUUCAGAAAAGUAGAGAAAGGCAGAUACGGACCUUAUUCCCAACGAAAUCGAAUAUCGAAAGAAGAGUACAGAUCCUCAGAUUUAGAAUGUCACAUGUUGUCAAAUCUUUCGAAAGGUAUGUGGUUGAUGGAGCAAUAGGUAAUAAAUGGGAAAACCUGAAAAAGCGAUUAGAAAAUCUGAAGAUUGACAAAAUGUCGUCUGGGGAGAAUGACAGUAGACCUUCAUCGCCUACUUCACGUCAAGAUGAAUUCUUUGAGAUCCAGGAUUACGACGAUGAAGCUCGACUUGAGAAUAAUGGCGAUGGCAAUGAAGGAGAAGAAGAGGAUUUGAUGUUUUUACAUCAACUCCAAUCUCCCCAUUCUAUCAUUCUGUAUCAUAAUUUGGUAUUAGAUAAGAUAUUGAGUGCUUGUUUAUUAGGAUCAUCGCCAGGACAACAAGUGACCUACAAGAUCCUGAUGGCGCUGUUGAGUUUAGUAUUGGAUCUGGGUAAAGUAUUGGUCGAGGUGGAAAGAGGGGCCAAAGGAUGGCAAGAUGGUAAAGAACAGAUAGAAGAGUUAGAAAAAGAAUGGAAUGAAAAGGAGAAAGUUUUUUUACAUGCACUAGAACGAUUAUCUCUUCGAACAACGAAAGAUAAACCUAGACCAGAAGAAGUCCAAGAAGACGGACAAGGAGACCAAGGCGAAAAGACCGAGAAUGAUCUACAUGUUCUACUCAAUGAGGAGCAAGAUGAACAUCAUUUGAGAAAGGGGCAAGGUGAUGAUCUGGCUGAUUUGAUCUUACGUCUCAAGUUGGGAAAUGGAAUUGAGAAAAGGGAAGGGAGAUGGAAAAAUCAGGGGAUUUGA
This is a messenger RNA of Kwoniella shivajii, 3408 nucleotides long. RefSeq lists its product as uncharacterized. The transcript is spliced from 10 exons. Gene Ontology annotation, cellular component: centrosome; spindle pole; equatorial microtubule organizing center. The record is from RefSeq and is a predicted model, not a curated record. Gene Ontology annotation, biological process: microtubule nucleation; meiotic cell cycle; mitotic cell cycle. Gene Ontology annotation, molecular function: gamma-tubulin binding; microtubule minus-end binding. The coding region runs from base 1 to 3408 and encodes 1135 amino acids. Lineage: Eukaryota; Fungi; Basidiomycota; Tremellomycetes; Tremellales; Cryptococcaceae.